GAUGGUGCCGAAAAAAUGACUCGGGCUCUCCCCAUCCUCGCCUACUUUUUCACUGUGAUUCAUUGUAGUGGCUCUGCUGACUCUGAGGAGCGUCUCAUGAACUGGCUGUUGGGAAAGGAGCGCUACAACAAGUUGAUCCGCCCUGCUAUCAACAGGACAGAGAGAGUCACAGUCAAACUGCAAGUGUCUCUGGCACAGCUCAUCAGUGUGAAUGAAAGAGAACAGAUUAUGACCACUAAUGUCUGGCUCACUCAGCAUUGGGUGGAUUACAGGUUAUCAUGGGACCCCUCAGCAUAUGAAGGUAUUGACAAGCUACGCAUUCCCUCAAGACACAUUUGGCUUCCUGAUAUUGUGCUGUACAACAAUGCGGAUGGCACCUAUGAGGUUACAGUCUUCACCAAUGCCAUUGUCCUUUUCAAUGGCAGCAUCUUCUGGCUCCCACCAGCCAUCUACAAGAGCGCUUGUAAAAUCGAAGUCAAGCACUUUCCCUUUGACCAGCAGAAUUGCACCCUCAAGUUCCGAUCUUGGACAUACGACCACACAGAGAUCGACCUGGUCCUGAAGUCAGAAGUAGCCAGCAUGGAUGAUUUCACUCCCAGCGGGGAAUGGGACAUCUUGGCGCUGCCUGGCAGGCGGACGGUCAAUCCUCUGGAUCCCACCUAUGUGGACCUUACCUAUGACUUCAUCAUCAAGAGAAAGCCACUCUUCUAUACCAUCAACCUUAUCAUUCCCUGUGUGUUAAUUACUUCCCUGGCCAUCCUGGUCUUCUACUUGCCUUCAGACUGCGGGGAGAAGAUGACCCUUUGUAUCUCCGUCCUCCUGGCUCUCACUGUGUUCCUGCUUCUAAUCUCAAAGAUUGUUCCUCCAACCUCACUGGAUGUUCCCUUGAUUGGCAAGUACCUGAUGUUCACCAUGGUGCUGGUAACCUUCUCCAUUAUCACCAGUGUGUGUGUGCUGAAUGUCCACCAUCGCUCUCCCAGCACCCACACCAUGCCAUCCUGGGUCAAGUUGAUAUUUCUUGUCAAACUGCCUGCCUUGCUCUUCAUGAGGCGCCCUCACAAUAGCUCUGCACGCCAGAGGCUUCGUCAGCAGCGGUGCCUUCGAGCCAGGAGGGCAAUUCUGGGCCUGAGUUACCCAGUUCCAUCUAAAACAGGCACCAACAUGUCUUCCUCCGCCCUGCUGUCUUCCGACUCUACCUUCUCCACCCCAGGACACUUUUGCAACAAGAAUGUUGCUGCUCCACCAGGAUACAGCUACACCAACAGAAAAGGGGAUAUACGUUCCACUGAGUACCUUCCCAGCAGUUUCACGUCCACCCAGGACCUCAGGCAGAGAAGCAGCUCAGAUUGGGCUGCAGAUGUAAAGGAGGCAGUGGAUGGAGUGCGCUUUGUGGCUGACCAUAUGAUGGGAGAUGAUGACGAUCAAAGUGUGAUUGAGGACUGGAAGUAUGUGGCCAUGGUGGUGGACCGUAUGUUCCUGUGGAUCUUUGUGAUAGUGUGUGUGGUGGGCACGCUGGGCCUGUUCCUCCAGCCUCUCUUCCAGAGCCAGAUCAUCCCCAACCAGCAACCCAGCUCAGAGACUCCUCGCAUCUGA
Molecule: messenger RNA, 1593 nt
Organism: Myripristis murdjan (pinecone soldierfish)
Lineage: Eukaryota; Metazoa; Chordata; Actinopteri; Holocentriformes; Holocentridae
Gene: chrnb4
Product: cholinergic receptor, nicotinic, beta 4 (neuronal)
Exons: 6
Coding region: 16-1593 (525 amino acids)
Biological process (GO): monoatomic ion transmembrane transport
Cellular component (GO): postsynaptic membrane
Molecular function (GO): transmembrane signaling receptor activity; acetylcholine-gated monoatomic cation-selective channel activity
Source: RefSeq, a predicted model, not a curated record